Messenger RNA from Merops nubicus (carmine bee-eater), 1344 nucleotides. It is a transcript of the gene PLEKHO1, whose product is annotated as pleckstrin homology domain containing, family O member 1. Gene Ontology annotation, biological process: regulation of myoblast fusion. The record is from RefSeq and is a predicted model, not a curated record. The annotation marks the transcript as partial. NCBI's taxonomy places the organism in Eukaryota, Metazoa, Chordata, Aves, Coraciiformes, Meropidae. Gene Ontology annotation, cellular component: ruffle membrane; muscle cell projection membrane. The transcript is spliced from 4 exons.
GUAAAAGAUGAAAAAAACAUACAGGAAACGUUCGACCUGAGCGAUUAUGAGAAGUGUGAAGAGCUCAGGAAGUCCAAAAGCAGAAGCAAAAAGAACCACAGCAAAUUUACCCUCGCCCACUCCAGGCAGCCUGGAAACACGGCACCCAAUCUGAUCUUCCUGGCCGUGAGUCCAGAAGAGAAGGAGUCCUGGAUUAACGCCCUCAACUCUGCAAUCACCCGUGCUAAAAACCGCAUCCUAGAUGAGGUCACUGUUGAAGAGGACAGCUACCUCGCCCACCCGACGAGGGACAGAGCCAAGAUCCAGCACUCCCGCCGCCCUCCGACACGGGGCCACUUGAUGGCUGUGGCAUCUACCUCAACCUCCGACGGCAUGCUGACCCUGGACCUGAUCCAGGAGGAGGACGCCUCCCCGGAGGACCAGGGCACCUGCGAGGAGAGUUUCAGGGUGGACCUGGACAAGUCCAUGGCCCAUCUCGCUGCCGGGCGGCGCCGCUCCGAGUCCGAGAAGGUCCAACCCUCGGAGAAGGGCCGGACGGGGAGCCUCCCGAGGAGGGAGGUGACCUCCUGGGACAGGUCUGGGCAGCGCAAGGACUCCUUUGACAAAGGGACCAUGUACACGCCGCAGGUCCCCAAAAAGCUCUCGCACUCGGAGAAGAACAAAUGUGCCUCCCUGGAGGAGAUCCUGUCCCGGCGGGACUCCCCCGCGCCCCGGGCGGUGCUGAGGAGGGGGCUGGAGGCUCAAUUUGCCUCAGCAGAACCGGAGCAGCUCUCCCGGCUCCAAGAACUGGUUGCACUGAAACUGGAAAAAACUCAGGAACUGCUGACGGAGGUGAAGGGCUACGGGGAAGGCAAGAGAAAGACCAAGGAUUCCACCACCAGCACCACCACCACCACCACCACUUCUUCUUCUUCUUCCUCGUCUUCUUCCAAGUCGGACUCUGAAAGGAUCCUGCAGGAAUCGGAGAGGUUGCUGGGGGAGGCUUCCUCCACCUGGAGCCAAGCCAAGAAGGUGUUGCAGGAGAUCAAAGAGUUGAGGGACCUGUACAAACAGUUUGACCUGCAGCAGUCGGACUCCAAACCCAAACAGAGCUCACAGUCUCAGUACAGGAAGAGCAUGAUGUGAAGACGAGCGGGUCGGGAGGGAGGGGCAGGGGAGGUGGGCCACUUGGUCUUCUGUUUUUUUUUUUUUAAUUAUUCUUAUUUACAGUGUUUGAAAGAGUGAAAAGGUGCCUGUUCUCACCCAAAUUUGCUUCUCAAAGCUUGAAGAGCUGGAGCUCUCUUCCUCCAUCACACCCCCCGGCGAAACAACCCCGUGUUCCAAUAAAUUCAGUUCCGCUUUAUA